AUGACAAAAUUGGACUCGGAAAACCCUAUCAAAGAUAACGACUCCGUCCAUGUUAAUACAGAGUCGGUGGUCCAGACCCCAGACGUAAUUGCACCCAGUCCAUCAUAUUUUCCCUUCACACCUGGAUCUACUCAUACAAAGCCACAACAAAGGCCACCCUUGGAGUAUCAUGCCAGUGAGAUCGAAUUAGGGAUGUUGGACCACAUUCCAGUUGAUUUUCACCAAGUCCCGUCACAUACAGAUCUGGAAGAUGGAACCAAAGACCACUCUGACAGCCACUUGUUAACCUUCACCCGUAGAAAGCAUGUUAUGGCACUCUGCGCCUCGUGUCUUUGGGCUUUUUGCCAGGGCUUCGCUGAUGGUGCUCCAGGUGCACUUUUGCCUUACAUGGAAGAAUACUACCAUAUUGGAUACUCUUUGGUUUCUUUGAUCUGGAUUUGUAAUGCCUCGGGUGUUAUAAGUUUCGCACCUAUUGCACAUCGCAUCUUGCUCAAGCUAGGAUUUCGCUACUCACUUGUGGCAGCAUGUUGCUGCUCGGUAGUAAUGCAUUCUAUUGUUUGCACAGGCACGAAAUUCCCCGUCAUUUGUUUGGCUUACUUCAUUGGAGGUGUUGGAUUGUCCGUUGCAGGUUCUCAGCUCAACAUCUUCGUAUCCCGAUAUGAAAAGGCCUCUUUGGCCCUUGGGUACUUCCAUGGAUGUUACGGAUUGGGUGCCUCAGUAUCACCUUUGAUUGCCACGGUGUUUGUAUCGAAGGGCUAUAAGUGGCACACCUUCUACUUCGUGUUGCUUAGUCUCAGUGCUUUCGCAGCCAUCAACGCAUUCAUCCACUUCUCGGAGGCCGACAAGGACAUGAAAGCAAUUGAAGAGCACAACGAAGUCAAAGAAGAACAGCCUAAGAGCAUUCUUGUUCAGGCCCUCAAGAGCAAAACUACCUGGCUCUUGGGAUUCUUUGUUCUCUUCUACCAAGGCUCAGAGGUCUCCGUUGGUGCUUGGGUGGUGACAUACAUCAGAGAUUACAGAGGCAACCACGACACUUCGGUGGGAUACGUGGCUUCAGGAUACUGGUUUGGCCUCACAUUUGGCCGCUUAGUGAUGACCCCCACCUGUCACCACUACUUGGGAGCCCGUGUGGGCAACUCGUUACUCAUUUGCUUGUCUCUUAUACUCGUGGGUAUGACAUGGGCCAUUCCAUCUACUUUGGGUGAAGGUAUUUGUGUUUCUUUGGCAGGUAUUUGCAUCGGUCCUAUUUAUCCAUUGAUGAUUACGGUUGUUUCGGGCGUUGUUCCCAGAAAAAUCCAAGUGGUGAGUCUUGUGUUUGCAAGUGCAUUUGGUUACAGUGGUGGAGCACUCUUCCCUUUCUUGAUCGGGCUUAUCUCUCAAUUCAAAGGUGCUUUUGUUAUGCUUCCUGCGUUUUUGGCCAUGUUCACUGCUACAUUGGUUAUUUGGUUGUGUUUACCCAAGCUUCCAAACUCCAAGGGUUUGACCUCAACUGUCCGCAAGCAUUUAGGACUGCAUCGAUUUUUCGCGUGA
Molecule: messenger RNA, 1530 nt
Organism: Sungouiella intermedia
Lineage: Eukaryota; Fungi; Ascomycota; Pichiomycetes; Serinales; Metschnikowiaceae
Source: the annotation of a GenBank genome assembly